ACCGGGUAAGACGUAGAUAAACAAACUGGAUAGAUAGUAAGAGGUAGAUAGAUGUUGAAAUAGAGACAGUAUUGUUCAGGUGGAAUUAGGACCAGACAGGACAUUGGUCUUCUUUUUAAGAGGUUUUUGGUGUAUUCAUUCAGAUACCAUUGCAUGAGAGAGAUUUAAACACAAAAAAAGGCAGGUGCUUGCUGAGGAAGUAUGUUCAGGUUUUUGGUGUUGCUUCUGCUGGGAAUACCUGUUGGGGCUAAGAAAGGGAGCUACAUGCUGAUAGCCCCCGAGAGUGCUAUAAAGGGAGAUGACUACCCAGUCACUGUUGUGAACAACUUGAAUGAGUCGGCAGAUGUUACGGUCACAAUGUCAGCAAAAGGAGGAGCAUAUACCACAAAGACAGGAACGAUAGCAGCAAAAAGUUCUGUAAAACUCGACAUGAGGGUAACAGCGGAUUUUUCCACUGCGUUCCUUCUAAACAUGACCUUGACUUAUACCCGGUCUGACCUGAUCAUUGUGAAUUCAACAUUAGUAUCAAUUAAAGAAGUGUCUAGUUUCCUCAACAUUCAAACGGACAAGAAGAUGUACAAGAAAAACCAGAAAGUUCUGAUCCGUGCAUUGGCUCUGGAUAGAGACCUUAUGCCAGUAAAUCAAAAUGUCACCAUAUAUAUCAAGGAUCCUGAUGAAAACCGUGUAGAGAUGUGGAAGGACGUGGUACCAGAGUCAGGUGUGGCCAAAGCCGAGUUUCUUCUUUCUAAUGAUCCAGCUCUUGGGGACUGGACAAUUACUGCUGAACAGCAACACAGUCCUUCAGAGAUUGUGAAAUCUGUGGUCACAUUUACAGUAGAUAAGUUUGUUCUGCCAAGAUUUGAGGUGACUGUAAUUGGACCCCCAUCUCUUUACCCACGAAGUCAGAAACCAUUUGAUGUCCGAGUUAUUGCCAGGUAUACUUACGGGGAGAACGUUGUAGGAGAUGCCAGAAUCCUGGUGUCAAUGAGUGGAAGUGAGAGGGCCAUACCCUCCAAGCCUCUGAUAGAAGGAACUGCGACCUUCACCUUGAAACCAGAUGAGCUGAAGAGUUUGUUGUCCUUUUAUAACCCAGUGAUGAAGGUCAAGGCCACGGUGAUGGAGGGGUCAUCGAGGAUUGAGUUGGAAGGAGAGACCACAAUCCAGCUGACUUAUGACGGGAUUAAGAUUGAGAUAAUCGGUGAUGAUUACUACUCUCCAGAUGUACCAUACCAUUAUUGUGUGACUGUCUCUGAUGAUAGGGGUCAACUAAUGCCAGAAGAAGACAGACAAAACUAUAAAGUGACCAUUGUCAGAGAUUGGAACAAGACACUGACUCGGACAAUAGUGUUGUCGAGUUUGUUGGUUACUUCCUCUGGACACCUGCUCUGUGAAACGGCGAGCCCUCCAUAUGAGAAUGACCUUAGUUUACAGGUUACAGUCCAGAAACAGACAGAUGACAAGACCUCAAACACCAAAUAUAUUACUGUGUACAAAAUGUCAAACUCUGUCAACGAUACAGCGGGAUCUCUCAGUCUAAUGCUCUGGGAGGAACAGCAAAACAAUCUGGCCACCAAAGAUGAGUUUAAUGUUGGAGAUGCUGCCAAGUUUAAGGUGUACAAAUCAGACCAGUCUUCUGUGGAUUUCAAGGUUUUCUACCAGGUUUUUAGUAAAGGCAUGUCGGUGACCACUGGUAUGGUUAACUUUGGACAGAGUAAAACAGCCAUGCUCUCUGUGACAGUCAGCAGAUGGAUGUCUCCCACGGCAACAGUAAUGGUAUACGGUGUAUCCAAUGGUUACCUGAUUACUGCAAUACAGAAAAUCAAAGUCAAUCUCAACUUAAACUCUCAGGCUAGAAUGUCUUUUGGGACCUCACGGGCGACAGUGGGGUCAGACGUCACACUCCGAGUGACCACACCUGAACAGAAUUCCUUUGUGGCUGUGGUGGCCAUCGACAAAGGAUCCGAUCUUCUUGGAACUAUUGAUAUCACAGAGAAAGAGAUUUUAAAAGGCUUAGAGAUGUAUGCUAUGGGAAAUAAUCCAGUUAAUGGACCUAUUGUCAUGAACAGGAGAAAGAGAAGUAUUAUCAAUCCUUACUACCGAUCCUACAGCACAGCUAAGAUUCUUAGAAUGGUUGGUGUAAUGUGUCUGACGGAUGCAACUAUUCAUGAUGAAAUAGACAGCUUCUUUGAUUAUGACAGUUUUGUAAAAGAAGCAGCGGUUCCAGAGAUGAAUGAUGGACAACCUGCUGUCCUUCCUAACCAAAAACAGAUGCAACCUAAUUCUGGAAGUGAUGCCAAAGUCCGCAAAAACUUUCCUGAGACCUGGAUCUGGCUGGAUGGAAAAAGCGGCUCAGAUUCCCUGUUUGAAGUUCAGAAGACAUUACCCGACUCCAUAACAUCCUGGGUGACACGAGCUUUGGUUGUGAGUCCUACCACUGGCUUACACAUACCGGAUAUCACUCAGAUUGAAAGCUUCAAGUCGUUUUUCCUGGUGAUCGACACGCCAGCAUCCAUUAUACAAGGGGAAGUGUUUGAAGUGAAAGUUCUGGUGUUUAAUUAUGUAGAAAAUGGACCUGAAGAACUACAGGCCAAUGUGUCCUUGAAAGGGAAGAUAGACAACACAGCAAAGAUCUGGAACGAAGAUUUGGACAGGGAACCAGCCUCAUCUGAGGGGGUCAACAAAACCCUGUUGGUCAAGCGAGGACAGUCCAACAUGUUUGCUGUGUGGGUUAGAAAGAUGGACACAGAUAAGUUCUCUCCCCUGUUAACUCUGACCGGGAAGGCUACAGCAGAGAGCGGGGGACAGAAUUACAUGGAUAAUCUGGAGAAAGUGGUCAGUGCGGAGCCCGAGGGACGUCGAGUUCAGAAGACGAAAGUGUUUAACUUGGAGACAGCAGGUGGAUCAGAUAUACCUCCUGUAAGCAUCUGGUUCCCAGACAAUGCAGUGAAGGGAUCAAAGUCUGUCUAUGUCUUGGCUAUGGGUGACCUUCUGGGCCAAGCCCUGAACAACCCCGAGAGAAUGAUUAGUGUACCCACAGGCUGUGGGGAGCAGAACAUCGCUACGACCGUACCUAACAUCUACGUCCUGCAGUACCUUCGAGCUACACAGGCUGGGGAAACUAAACUGGAGGCCAGAAUGAUAAAGAAUAUCAAACAAGGUUAUCAGCAGGAGUUACAAUACAAGAGAACUGAUAAUUCCUUCAGUGCCUUUGGUAUGUCUGAUCCUGCUGGAAGCACAUGGUUAACAGCAUUUGUGCUGAAGUCUUUUGCGGAGAUUCAUAGGAUACUACCAGAUCUAGUGGACCCCAAAGUAAUGCAGGGGGCCACUUCCUGGCUGAAUAACCAAGUAGGGGACCGGGGACAGGUCAGUGAACCAGGGAGGGUCAUCCACACAGAGAUGCAGGGCAGUGGGGCCAAUUCCAGGGAGAAGUUAGCUGCUUUUGUGUUGUACUGCUAUACUGAAGUCAUUGCAGAGUUUGGGUCAUCCCAAGAUGCUAUUUAUAUUGCUGCAAGUCAAAAGAUGGAUGCUAUUGAAACUUUCCUGAAGAGUAAUCUCCCCUCGGCAGUGACCAAUCCCUACUACACAUCACUGCUGACAUAUGCCCUUGCAGUAGAUGGGUCGUCAACAAGAGAAGUAAGCAAGAUGGCACAACAACUUAUGGACAAUGCUACAACCUUCCUGGAUGGAGCUGUAGAGAUGAAAUGUCUGGGUGAGAACUGUAAGGGUGGGGACAGUGAUGGGGGUACAGGAAGACCUAUCCCCAUGCUGAGGGACUACCAGGUUAAGGAGCCCUCUCCCUCCAGUAUAGAGAUGACGGGGUAUCUCUUACUGACUCUACUGAAGACCGACAGAUCAGACGACGCUCGUCCUUUCUUACGAUGGCUCAACAGCAAACGGAACAGUCUCGGAGGCUGGUACUCCACACAGGAUACAGUAGUGGGCUUGAAAGCCCUGUCAGAAUUUGUCAGGAGUCAAUCAAACAACAGGAAUAUUCAGAUUGAUGUAGUAAUAACAGCCAAACAGAAUUCCGAAGUAUUGAAGACCGAGACUAUACAGAUCACCCCGGAAACACGAUUACUACUGCAGAGGGCAGAGUUUCCUAUCGAUACAACCAGCCUGGAAAUCCGUCCUAGUCAAGCCGGAGAAGCUGUUCUUAGUGUUGUGUGGCAGUAUAAUCUUGUGAAUGAUUUGAUAGAUAACGACCUCCAGGUUACCAUUGGAAAGUAUACGAUAAACGACAACAUAUAUGACAUCAACCCAUGUGUUAGGUACCUGGGAUCUGGUCCCAGUAACAUGGCUCUGGUAUCGGUUACCAUGGGAUCAGGGAUGAUGCCUGAUGUGGAAAAACUGGAACAGAAUUCUAAGCUGUCAAAAGUAGAGGUUGAUGGAUCAGUGGUCCAUAUUUACUUAAACGAGGUUACCAAGGAAAGCCAGUGUAUGAGGUUCCGAGCUGUACAGGUAUCAAAAGUUACAGAUGCUAAAGAAGUCCCUGUCAAAGCCAUGUUGUACUAUGAGCCAGAGGUGUCAGCGGUAGUAUCCUACAACCCCUCAACCUCCAACAGAGUGAAUUUCUGUGUUGAUCAGAUUUGUGCACAUGCUGGUCAUGUGACUCCACUCAGCCUCUUUUUGGUGAUCACUGUGUCAUUGGCAGCCAUGUUCUUUGGGAGACAUAUCAACUGAGAGGGGACAUGCAUCAACCUUAAUUUGAUCAAAGAAAUUAAUUAGCCCUUAGAUUAUCUAGAUUUUUUGACAGUUAUAUGUAAAGAUUUGUCAUAAUUUGAACAGAGAUGUUUUAAUGAGCUUAAAUAUAUUUAGAUUUUAUGUAUUGUAGAGAUUUUUAAAUUUGCAUAAUAUUAUCCUGUAAUUUGUUCAGGAUGUAUGUGGGAAAUGUUGACAUAACAUUU
Molecule: messenger RNA, 4904 nt
Organism: Saccostrea echinata
Lineage: Eukaryota; Metazoa; Mollusca; Bivalvia; Ostreida; Ostreidae
Product: CD109 antigen-like
Exons: 40
Coding region: 202-4680 (1492 amino acids)
Cellular component (GO): extracellular region
Molecular function (GO): endopeptidase inhibitor activity
Source: RefSeq, a predicted model, not a curated record